AUUAUAGAAUUUGAUCCCUUUGAUGUCUCCUUGUCUAAUUUUGAUUUCUCUAUUCGGUACUUGAGACUGUGGAGUUAGAAACGAUUACCAUCUCGUAGAUCUCGAAUCUCUUAGGUGCUUUUUGUUAUAUGAUCUGUAUCACGUUUUUGCGUGGAAGUGGAUCAGAUAUGAACUGGGUUCAACGAAAAAUCUACCUUUACAAUGUCACGUUCGGGCUCUACAUGCUUGAUUGGUGGGAACGAUACCUCUUCAAUGGUUUGGUGGUAGUCUUGAUGUGGUUCGUAGCAUACAAUGGUACACGCUACUUUUCUGAACUCUUCAAGAGGCAUUUGACAUGAAAGCAAUGUCUUGUUUCUCGUGCGCGGUAGAGCAUGAAAACUCUGGAACCACCUAAGGCUUACCACGUUUGGUUUCAAUUUCUCAGACGUAUACCAACAAAACCUCCAUGCUGCUUCACCUCCCUUUUCGGCUUUCUGUUAGCUUUCCUCCAAAGUUCGACAUCACCUAGGACUGUUCAAAUUGUCUAUGUGUCAUUUGUUACCAUGCUUUUGGAGUUCAUAGAACUUAUUUACAGACACAUUAGAUUCCAAGUCUUUUUGUUGUAUUCCCAAUCUCUUUUGAGACAUAGCCAAACCAAUACUACAAUGAUUGUGGUGUUUUUUUUUUA
Messenger RNA from Brassica rapa (field mustard), 667 nucleotides. RefSeq lists its product as uncharacterized. The record is from RefSeq and is a predicted model, not a curated record. NCBI's taxonomy places the organism in Eukaryota, Viridiplantae, Streptophyta, Magnoliopsida, Brassicales, Brassicaceae.